AUGAGAGCCCACAAUGACCCCAACAGCAACCAAGUUCCGCACACGAAAUGGCCUUCCUGGAACAGCUGCAGAGGAUUCUAUGCAACUCCCGUCCACGAGAAUGAUCUAGUGAACCAACAAUUCAUUUAUGAUAUAUUCUACAAUCAGUGCCAUGAACCAUCUCAUUGUUGCGGAGAUGUAACAUCGGCGCAAAAUGACCAGCUUUGCUUGAACCUUCGCCUACAGCCGGCUAUUCAAUGUUGUCAUUCGGGCAAUGGGUAUUCCUAUGGUUUUACCGCAAUUUGGCUUGUCCCGCCUUCAAUGGCCCAACGUUCGCGCUUCGGAACGGUCCCAAUCGUCCGCCCGGUAUGCCCAGUUUGGCCUCGUCACACGAAAUCCUGCGGGUUUCAUCACAUCAACCGAGCCAACUGCUCGACUUAUGAUAAGGGACUCUUCAUGCCGAGGCGGCUUGCAGGAAACAAUGGGAAUAACAUCGGCGACCAACAGAGCUGGUUGCUUCGUAACUAUUGA
Pochonia chlamydosporia 170 is the source of this 510-nucleotide messenger RNA. RefSeq lists its product as hypothetical. Bases 1 to 510 code for a protein of 169 amino acids. The transcript has a single exon. The record is from RefSeq and is a predicted model, not a curated record. Lineage: Eukaryota; Fungi; Ascomycota; Sordariomycetes; Hypocreales; Clavicipitaceae.